Molecule: messenger RNA, 3132 nt
Organism: Amyelois transitella
Lineage: Eukaryota; Metazoa; Arthropoda; Insecta; Lepidoptera; Pyralidae
Product: piggyBac transposable element-derived protein 3-like
Exons: 2
Coding region: 1773-2981 (402 amino acids)
Source: RefSeq, a predicted model, not a curated record
UAUCAGGGAAGAUGGGACUCACAUAUGAUGGCGGACUACUGCUGGAGUUUGAAACGAGAUCUACCUAACGUCGUUCAUGCAAGAAAAUCAUAUAAAAGAUCAUUUGAUAGUGUUUAAUAGAUAUUUUGUUGAAAUAUGUAUUAGUUUUUUGUCUUUAUUUGGUCGAAAUUAUGAAACUGUAUAUUUUAAAAAGUAAAGCUGUUGGCAAUCUCACAGUAUUUUUUUCAUAGUCAGGACCAUAGAAAUAACCAAUAAGAGAGAAAAAAAUGAAGGAAACCAGAAUCGUGUUGACCAGUGUAAUAUGUGAUAUUAUUCUCACUUUACAGCAAUUGUUGACAUCUGUGCUAAAAGAUUUUGCGCAAAUUAUAGGAAAUAAAUCUUUGGACACCAAUACCAGCAAACUAAAAACGAAAGCUUGGGAAGAUGUUUGCAAAAAGUAAGUUCUAAUAUUUAUAAUAAUAAUAUCUCACUCCAUAACCCAAUAAUCUGGUCCACUUAACAUCCCAUCCACAUAGCCCAAAUCAGUUGUUCCCUUCCUGGCAAUAGUUUGGCAGAUGUGGAGUCCAUAGUCGGAAUCCCUAAACUUGUCAGCUACCAUGACCCUAAGAAACCCCACAAAUGGGGCUACAAAAACUUUACCCUUAGCGGCAAUUCAGGAUUUAGUUUAAUAAAUUAAAAAUGCUGAAACACGUGUUCUUUUAUUGCAGUAAAGGGUUAAAAACAUCAUGAUUGAGUUGAAGAGGAAGAUUUUGACAAAUUUGGACACAUCCACAUUAUUACGGCAAUAUACUGGGUCAAAGGAUUUAGACGCCUUAGUAGUAUAAGAAGCCUUUUGCACCUUUGGUGCUUAAAUUAACACACAUCAAGAUCCUGUCAUCUGUGCACUCAUGAGAGAUGAAAUGUUUAUCAGAAAAUCACUUAUUAGAAAUGCAUAGUCAAAACUAUAUCACGGUCGAGUAAACAUUGGGUCUGACAUUGAUAGUGACAGUGCUCAUGUAGCAAACCAAAGUUUUGUAUUUUAACUAAACUGUGUUAAUGGAAAAUGGAAACUGGCCGUAGCAUGCUUUUCUCAUCACUAGUUUAAGUAGUGAACAAAGUAGUUGGUCUGUUGUUUUCAUGUUUAUACAAAUGUUUUGAGGUAGGUGUUACUGUUAGCAGCGUGAUGUGGCUGCAUCGAAUUUUUCCAUGUUUCAAUGUAUGAGGUGCAAUCUCAUGCAAUGAAAGGAGACCUUCUCUUUCGAGGAUUUAAAAAAAAAUUGAAUUCAUCGAUUCUUGUCAUGUGCUGAAAUUAGUAAGAAUCGCUUUUAUUGAUAAACAAUUUUUUUAUGAUUCAUUUGGAGCAAAAAUUGAUUAUAAUUUACAAGUAAAUCUUGUAGAAUUGGAAAAGAGCAAAGGCUGCUGCCAUCUGCCAGGUAAAUAUGGAAUAUGGUGGUUUUCCGAUUGAACUGAGUUUGGAUGUUAAUCUACAUAAGUAAUCUCCCACCUAAUCAGUCUUAUUAAUAAAAAUCGCUUACUCCAAACUUAAUUCCAAUUUACGCUAGGACUUGUUAAUCCGAGAGUAACAGCGCAUUAUGUUGUAAAUUUUUUUGUUAUUAACCCUAGAUUACUAACCUUCGUCGAUUCGACGACGCGUCACCAAAAAAAUCGCGAUAACUUUUGCGCGCGCGACCGUGCGGUUUUCUAAUUCGAGCUAAUCCCAGUCGACCCGUUGCCCUCGCGACGGACGGUAGUCUUCUGUGCGUAGGGGGGCUGUGCGCGCCGUUCCAGCAACCAUGGCUCGUCGCAUCGACGAAGAUGCGGUCCUUGCGGUGUUAUUAAAUGAUGACAGUGAGGAGGAAAAUUUUUCAGAGAGUGAGCCCGAAGACCACCUUGAGGCUGAUCCCGCGUAUGAAACGGAGGGUGAAGAUGAAGUUUUUACUGUGAAUGACGAGCAACUUCCGGAUGAAGAUUAUGAGGCAAGUGAUACAUCUCCACCAUGUUCUACUGAUGACGCGACACCUAGCACUUCAGCAGACCGUAGCGACUUGAUUAUAAGACCAUCGCGUACUAUUCUUCGUGGGAAAGAUAAACACAAAUGGUCGUCACAACAGUCAAGGUCACUAAGCAGAACAGCUUCAAGGAACAUAGUUCAUAUAAGACCUGGACCUGUACGCUCUUGUAAAAAUCUUUUAGAGCCUCUGGGAUGCUUUUCAUGUUUCAUUACUGAUAAUAUGAUUGAUUUAAUUGUCACCCACACCAAUGCCGAGAUAGCAAUAAAAUCUCAUAAAUAUAAAACAUUAAAAUCUACACAGAGACCAACCGAUCCUAAUGAAAUUAGAGCUCUCAUUGGCAUUCUCACAUUAUCUGCAGCAAUGAAAGAUAAUCAUUUACCAUCCAGAGAGUUGCUUGACACCACGUUCUGUGGCAAUCGAUAUCGCAGUGCAAUGUCCUGUAAGAGGUUUGAUUUCCUAAUAAACUGCCUAAGAUUUGACGAUAAGUCUACGCGUCAAGAACGGAGGUUAACCGAUGUCUUCGCUCCCUUUCGAGAUAUUUGGGACCUUUUCAUAGCUAAGUGUCGAGAGAACUAUAAACCUGGAUGCUACCUCACCAUUGAUGAACAGUUGUUAGGUUUCAGAGGCAGAUGUCCCUUUCGUAUAUAUAUACCAAAUAAACCCAAUAAAUAUGGUAUAAAAAUUGUGAUGGUUGUAGACAAUUCUACAAAGUAUAUGGUGGAUGCAGAGCCUUAUCUAGGUUCGUCUACUAAAACAGAUGGAGUACCACUUGGUGAAUAUUUUGUGAAAAAAUUGACAAGGACUGUUCAUGGCACAAAUAGAAAUAUCACUAUGGACAAUUGGUUCACUUCGGUGCCACUAGCCAAAAGUUUAGUAAAAGAACCAUAUAAGCUGACAUUGGUUGGAACUCUACGAGCUAACAAAAGGGAAAUACCGGUAGAGUUUCAAAAUGAACGCACCAGAAGAACUGGAACAGCUGUUCUGUUAUGAUAACGAACUAACACUACUAUCCUACAAACCAAAACCCCAAAAAGUUGUAUUCCUACUAUCAACGUGUGACGAAGAGGGAACCAUUAAUGUAGAAACUAAAAAGCCUACAAUGAUUGAGUUUUAUAAUCAAACCAAAGGAGGGGUAGAUACU